Molecule: messenger RNA, 5157 nt
Organism: Colias croceus (clouded yellow)
Lineage: Eukaryota; Metazoa; Arthropoda; Insecta; Lepidoptera; Pieridae
Product: zinc finger protein 99-like
Exons: 2
Coding region: 81-1223 (380 amino acids)
Biological process (GO): regulation of transcription by RNA polymerase II
Cellular component (GO): nucleus
Molecular function (GO): RNA polymerase II transcription regulatory region sequence-specific DNA binding; DNA-binding transcription factor activity, RNA polymerase II-specific
Source: RefSeq, a predicted model, not a curated record
CUUCAAUUAAACAAAAUGGCCGAUAUGCUAUAGGAUUCAAUUUUUAUCUACGACAUUAAGAAUAAAUAAGAGACCAAAAUAUGUCCAAAAGGGAACCAAAUGAACGAAAUGAAAGAAAAUUGGAUGCCAGUGAAUAUGAAAACAUCAUUUCGCAGCAUAACAUAUUUGAAUCAUCGAGGCCUAAACAACACGAGCUGCCAAGCUUUCCAGGAUUUUCAAACGCAGAAACACAAACAAAAACAAGUGAUAUCAAAGGUCAAGGGGCCCAAACAGGGUUAGGUGCAUGGCCUUAUAAUCCUUGGUGGAUGCUGGCAAGCACUUCAAGAAGUAUACCAUCUCAAGAUGACUUUUCAGAAGAAAGUGACCAGGCAAAAAUAAAGCAAGAACCUAGCGGAGCUGGCACUCCGGAUCAUGACCCAUUACAAAAUGAUCUUGAACAAUUCCAUACCCCAACUCCUCCUGCAGGACUCGAUUCCUUUUGUGAUGAUUGCUCAGACCCAUUUUGUGAUUCAAGUGCAGCAUUAUGCCGUCAAUUGUUUCAUUGUCCACAUUGCAGGAAGAGUUAUCCUACGAUUCUCGAAUUUAACACUCACUUAACAGGUGUGCAUCCAUCUCAAAAGCCAUUUAGGUGUCAGAUAUGUUUGGAACCUUUCCAUAAAAAGUCACAUUUGCGCAGGCAUUUGGAUUCAAACCAUUCACGUAAAGAUGUAAACAAAUGCUCGGUUUGCUCUAAAUAUAUAAAAGAUAAAAGCAACCUCCGUAAGCAUAUGCAAGUGCAUACAGGUCGCGUUCCUCAGAAACAGUUUAAAUGUGACCUGUGUAAUAAUAAACGUUAUAUGUCACUGGACCGUUUAAAUAAUCAUAAAGUGGUUUGUACAGGUGAAAAGGUGUUGAAAUAUUGCGAUAUGUGUACUAAAGUGUUUGAUAAUUCAAGAUCAUUAAAUAGCCACAAGAAGGUCCAUGCAAGAGAAUUGAAAUGUGAAAAUUGUGGUGAGCAACUUCGGUCUCUAGAGCAAUUCAAUAGUCAUCAGUUAGUUUGCCUCAGAAACACAGCAGAGGUUGCAGUCUGUGCCUCAACUAGUAGUGGAGCCUCUGUAAGCCGUUGCUGCACCGAGCCUGGUUUGUGUGAACACGACAAACCUGCCUACUUGAAUAUACCGAGUUACGCAGCUGGUAGAGUGCUGGACGCAACACUUUCUUCAUUGAAAACAGAAAUGAACUGACAGCACAUAUAGCACUCUUAUGCAGUAUGUAUAUUUAUUCUUACAUUGAGUUCAUUUUAUACAAAUUACCAAAUAGUUUAAUGAAUGAUGGUUAUAAUUUUUCACAAUCAAAAAUUACACAAGACUGAUGCAAAUAUCCCGCCUCACAACUUGCUUUAUUAUUACCAUUAAAAUUUAAAUUGUAGUUAGUAAGUAAAUUAAUUUAAGUACUGGUAGUUUUAUGUAUAUCCAAUAUCCAUGUAUGGUUUUGAAACAUUAAAUCUGUUACGUACUGCCAUCAUUGGGACAAUUUUUAUAUUGCCUUGUGGAUAUGCAUAAAAUUAAAUAUACAAUUUAUUUUUAUUUAAUUACUUAAUAGAUACCACCUAUAUUCCAUAAAAGCAGCUUUACUAUUUAAAAUCAGAAACAAUAUUUACAUACAGUACAUGAUAUAAUGUACUUUAUUAUUUGAAUACUGUUAACGCCUCGACUGAUUUAGACUACUAUUAGUGUGCAGUAUUACAUUUAACAUUUUUUUUUUAUUUUUCUAUUUUUAAAUUGUAAGAGCUAUAUUUUUUUUAUAAUUUUUUAGAAUAAUUUUAAGGUACCUAAAAUUAAAGGAUAGACAUAGUUAAUAGUUAUAGCAACUAUUUUCUAAUGCUUUAAACAUACUUGUUUGUCUAUAGAUGCGUCUAUAUUAAUUAAUAUACAUAUUAUAAUUUGUAUAAUGUACUCUGCAUUACAUCUUAAAGACAAUCAUUUUAAUAAGAGACACUUGAAUAAUAAUUAUACUAUUACUUGUGUAUAAGUGCAAUCCAUACAAGGCUAAGCCAUGCAUAGUGUGUUUAGUAUGUUAAUUAGAAAGGGAAAACUAAAAUGUUUUUAUCUUUCAGUAUAACACACUCAAAUUCUUCUUUGAUAUUUGUAUUAGUAUUUACUUCUUAAGAUGAAAACAUAUUGGUUUAAGAAUCCAAACCAUAACAAAUCUGUUCGAUUUUUGUUUCAAAAUUAAAGAAUAUAAUUCUUAUUGAAUUCAAAAAUUAUCCCAUAAAUUUUGUAUAGAAUCUAUGUAAGAAUUUCAUAAUAAGCACAUCAUUAUAUUAUCAUUUAAGUUUUAUGUUAUCAUAUAAAAUUAUUAUUAUAUUAACAUAUAUACACUGUUACAUUAAAAGAAAUGAGACUUCAAAUUUGAAGUUUGUUUAUUUGUUGCUAAUUUAAAUUUUGUUUUAAACACAAACUUGUUUAUUUAAUAUAUAGUUUAAAAAAGUAUAUUUUACAUCUGGUAUGUGUUAGCUCAGUUAUUAAUAUUAUAUAUAGGAAAAAAAAACUAACACAAAAAAAAAAACAUUUGUAAAGUUCUUAAAAAGUCAUUCAUUUUUAACUAUGCGUAAUAUAUCUAUUAUUAUUAUUUAUUACCACUACAUAUUACAAAUUAAAUUGUUGCAAAAAGUAUGCUAAGAAAAUUUGCAGAUAUUUUCAUCAAAUAUGUGAGGAAUGAAGAUGCUAAAAAAAUCUACAAAUGAAUCUCAAUACAUUCUAAAUACCUAGGUCACAUUUAUUUGUUUCAAUUCUGCUUCUAAAAGUGCUGAUAGACAAUAACACUAACUCAUCAAAAUUAAACACAAACUUUUAUUUGUUAAGAGCAGAAAGAAGCAAUUUUUUAUCGUCAAAGCAUAGGUAGUUUACUUCUCAAAUCCCAACAUUCUCGGUUUUGUUUUUUAAUUUUAUCGAACCGCUCUUCGAUCACGUCAUGGUAUAUUUUGUUAUAUCGUGAUUUUAAAACCAACAAUCUCAUUGGUCUAACAUUCACCGAGCAAACGAACACAGGUGUCUUGAUAUUAUUUUUAUUUUCCAAUACAAGAUUAUUGCGCGUAAUUAGCGUUGAGAGUAAAAUUUCAAGGUCGCGUCAUGGCAAUACCGUCACGCCAUGGAGUAAGGCAACGGUUUUGGUAUCUUUGAAUCUUGCCAAAUACGUUUCACUUCUGACACGUGCUCGGCACACACGCUCUUUUUACUUUUAAUGUUAUUCAUUCAAACUUAAAUUUACGAAAGCAAAAUAUAGUUACAACGAAACAUUAAACGUAAAGGCUGAACAUUGCCCCAUACAGAGUAUGGAACCUUCGCAAUAAAAUACCGCUCAGCUCAGUGUAAUUAUCACCCUAUCCAAAACAUUGCUCCCAUGACCCAUCCUAUAAAGCUCCCAUAAAGAAAUAUUUAAUAUCACUUUAUUUGUGUUAUUAUUACCUGGUUAUGAUGUUAUUGAAUGACUUUUUAAGUAAUUACAACCUUUUACAACAAUAUUGGGUUUAUUCCGAAUAAUAUUUAUGCGAUAUUUGAUAUCCAAUGUAUGUAGUUUUAACUUUCUUUAUUAAAACAUUGUUUAAAUAGAUUAAAAUAAUAUUGUUAAUGCAUAAAUUAGGUACAAUAGUACAAAUGAAGUUUUAUUAUUAACGGUUUAUAUGAGGCUCAUUUCAACAGAUAUUGGUCAUAAAAUUGGGUGGGAUUAAAAAUUAUUUUAUAGAACAGAAACAUAAAUAAUUUUGUGUUCCAACCGUUUUCAAUUCUAAAAUAGUAAGUGUAUGGCGAAUUUAGAAGUCGAUAGCCUGAUGUUUUAUUUUUAUGCACCUAGAAUUAAGAAAAAAAUGUGUUCAUAUGGUUUAGUUGUACCUAGAAUAAAAUUAGUUUUAUGUUUGCUUGCCGGGUACUGAUAAAGCGUCGCUACGUGCGCGCACUUUCAUACUAGCCCAUCAACUCUAUGGACUAGUAAGAAAGUGCGCGCACGUAGCGACGCAACUCCCCAUACAAUUGAUGGGAGAGACAAAAUAGUUGCGGAGACAAAGUUGCUCGUGCACGCUAGCUCUAAAACUUAAAGUUAUGUCGUAUUUUUAUAGAUCAGUAUGUACCUACAUGUGUCAUUAAGGUAUUAUUACUACGUAUAGAGAGGACACCACGAACAAAAUCUGUGCGACAAGCGCGGCGGCGCGGGGCGGCUAGUGAGUCAUACACUUUGUAGAUAUUCUGCCUCUUAUUUCUUAUAAAUAAAUUAAAACCAAUCAAUGUAACAAAAAAAAUAGGUUUGAGACAAUUGACUAUAACUCGUGUUACAAAUAGUGUAGUAGUUAGCGAUGUCUUCUCUAGUACGUAGUACAUAGUAACUCAAUGACAUGUGAAGGUAUCUUUAAAAAUAUACGAUUAUUUGGAAGAAAGCAUAUUUUUUUAAUUCAAUAGCUUCGGUUAAGUAUUUUGGAUUAUGCCAUUAAUUUAUGCUUUUCGUUACGAGAUUCGAGGAAAUAUAAUUCAUCCAUAAUGACAUUUCUAUACUUAGACACAGACUUGGGCCAAUUUUUCAAUCCUUGGUUAAAAUUUAUCCGUCCAAUAAAUAAAGUAUUACACGAAAAUUUUAAAAUGUCACCCGUAAACUAUCAAAUACGGACAAAUAUAAUACCUACAUUUUUGAAAUGGUAGUUUAAUACGUUAUCCGAUGAAUAAGUUUUAACCAAGGAUUGAAAAAUCAGCCCUUAGAUAAAUAAAAUGUAUCGAGAUGUAGUAUCUCUCGACUUUGACGCCGUUAUCUCUUUCCCGAUGAAGAUGUUUAGAGUGAUCUAACGACCUUUCAAUGAUAAAACCAUUGAUAAAACAUCCUUACCCACCACUUAUGACAUUUUUCAUAUAAAUUUAGUCAGUACCCGGUUUUGCUUUAAACUUAUAGACAGUGCAAUUCCUGCUUAUCAAUAUUCUAUAAAUCCACCGAUAUUUAAUUGUUGCUCUCAAGCAAAGUAGUACGUACCUCUUUCAACAGAAAUAUAGUUACAAUAAGAGAGCAAUUUGUAAAUACAAACUGCUCUUCUUGUUACCUUACAAAUUAAGUUAUUAUUUUCAGUGGUAAUACUGCGUUUAUACCCAUUGAAUGUACAAUAGACAUAUUUUAUACGAUAAUAAACAGACAUAUUAUUAU